AUGAUCGGAGCUACUUCCACUCCUGCAUGGGCACAGUUUCUGCUGACAGAGGUCGCACACGGCCUGGACGCCUUCAAUCUGGAGACGACGGCGACUGUGAAGGAUGACGGAAACUUCGAUUUACAUACUCCCAAUCCAGGCGCAGCAAAAUACAUGCCUCCUACGCUUCCGUUCGGUGGCGUUCCGCGUGUGGGUGUUGUAAUGGCUAGACUGGUGGUCAACGGAGUCGACAAAGGCAUUCGCCCUUUCGUAGUUGCGCUGAAUGAUGGCAAAGAGAUGUGUAAAGGGGUAACAGCUCGAGAACUCCCGAGCAAGAGUGGCUGCAGAGCCGUCGGCCAUGCCAUCACAUCCUUCGACCACGUCGCAAUUCCGCCCUCAGCACUCUUGGGGAAGUGGACACGGACGCAACUCCGAGGGAUCUCUACCUUAGGACCCUCUGGAGGCUUUAUCUUGCACUCUUUGGCCCAGGGCUUUGUACUCGAGGCUCUCUACAGACGCACAGCGGCCUGGGUUUCUGCUACACCGGUCGAAAAUGUCAACUUCCGGAAUGCGAUAUGCGCUAUCGUGAAGGCGACCAUGAUAGGACACUGGCGGAGAACAGGCGUAAAUGUCGCAGAUCGCUGUAGCGCACAGGAAAUUUUCGAUUACAACCAAUUCAUGCACGUGGAGUCGGAGCUUCGUGGUGUUGCCAUCGCAGAGGGCGACGUGCUCGUCCUAGGUCUCCGGCUAGCCCCUGAACUCUCGUUGGCCGCGAUUCUGGCGGCCGUGCGCGGAGAGUACCGCGGCGCACGCGCGAACGAGCUUCUUCUCCCGCGCUGCUUGCCGUUCGUCGAGGCUAUCGGGCACCGCAUGGAAUUCGAGGCCGCGACAAACGCGGGCGUUUCCGCGCCACUCGUGUGCCUCUACGAGCUCGGCGCCGUAGGCGCGGGUCUUGCAGCCUACGUCGAGGCUUCCGGCGUUGAGAAGUAUGCUGUGGGCGCCAUUGUCUCGCAAGAGGCAUGGGACGCGUUUGUUGGGUCUCUGGACGUCUACCGAGGGAGCUCUUCGUAUGCGCCUUUCGUUGACAUCAAGGCCCGUCUGUGA
This is a messenger RNA of Phanerochaete carnosa HHB-10118-sp, 1083 nucleotides long. RefSeq lists its product as uncharacterized. Gene Ontology annotation, molecular function: FAD binding; acyl-CoA oxidase activity; fatty acid binding. Gene Ontology annotation, biological process: lipid homeostasis; fatty acid beta-oxidation using acyl-CoA oxidase. The record is from RefSeq and is a predicted model, not a curated record. Bases 1 to 1083 code for a protein of 360 amino acids. Lineage: Eukaryota; Fungi; Basidiomycota; Agaricomycetes; Polyporales; Phanerochaetaceae. The transcript is spliced from 9 exons. Gene Ontology annotation, cellular component: peroxisome.